Messenger RNA from Populus trichocarpa (black cottonwood), 1133 nucleotides. Its product is annotated as 60S ribosomal protein L7a-2. Lineage: Eukaryota; Viridiplantae; Streptophyta; Magnoliopsida; Malpighiales; Salicaceae. The transcript has 7 exons. Bases 163 to 939 code for a protein of 258 amino acids. Gene Ontology annotation, cellular component: ribonucleoprotein complex. Gene Ontology annotation, biological process: ribosome biogenesis. The record is from RefSeq and is a predicted model, not a curated record.
UAGGGCUUGGGAGGUCUAUGGGCUUACCUUCUUCAGUCCCACAUAACAUGGAGAAAAUAAAAACCCUAAUUAACAAACCAGCCGCUUCCGCUACGCUCCAGAGAGCUCUCACCCUUCCUUCACAAACACAUCUGCCAGGGUUCUUUCGAUCUCCUCUUCCACAUGGCUCCCAAAAGAGGUGUGAAGGCCCCGCUAGCAGCAAAGAAAAAACCUGAAAAGGUUGUGAAUCCUUUGUUUGAGAAGCGACCAAAGCAGUUUGGAAUUGGUGGUGCCCUUCCACCCAAGAAGGAUUUGACUAGAUUUGUAAAGUGGCCACAUGUUGUUCGUAUUCAGAGGCAAAGAAGGAUUCUGAAACAGCGUUUGAAGGUCCCUCCUGCUGUUAACCAGUUCACAAAAACCCUUGACAAGAACCUUGCCACACAACUUUUUAAGUUGUUGCUAAAAUAUAGACCUGAGGACAAGGCUGCUAAGAAGGAAAGGCUUCUUAAAAGAGCACAAGCUGCUGAAGAGGGGAAGACUGUGGAAUCAAAGAAGCCUAUUGUCGUUAAAUAUGGUCUUAACCAUGUUACUUACCUCAUUGAGCAGAACAAGGCCCAGUUGGUGGUCAUCGCACAUGAUGUGGAUCCAAUUGAGCUUGUUGUCUGGUUGCCAGCAUUGUGCCGGAAAAUGGAGGUUCCUUAUGCAAUCGUGAAGGGCAAGUCACGUCUUGGAGCGAUUGUCCACAAGAAAACAGCAUCAGUUUUGUGCCUUACAUCAGUGAAGAACGAGGAUAAAUUAGAAUUUAGCAAGGUUUUGGAGGCAGUCAAGGCUAACUUCAACGACAAAUUUGACGAGCACAGAAAGAAAUGGGGUGGUGGCAUCAUGGGUUCCAAAUCUCUGGCUAAGACCAAAGCUAAGGAGAGAGUCUUAGCCAAGGAGGCUGCACAGAGAAUGUCAUGAGCUUCUUCUAGCAAGCUAUUGGAGUUUGGACAGAAGCUAUAGUCGAAAGUAAUUUUCUUAGAUUAUUUUAGCUUUUGUUGUUCCCCUUUGAUUUCACUAUUGUUUUUGCGAUCAAGUUUUGGAUUGAUUGGGUAGUUGAAAUAUUUUAUCAUGGGUAACAUGCCUGCUUUUGAUGGAGAGAUUGAAAACCUGCA